GAAUCUAAAGCAGUACUAGAAGAAUCAGAAAAGGAGAAUGUAGCUGAGAAUUCGGGGGAAGCUUAUAGUUCAGUUCCCACAGAGGAGAAGCCCCCUGAAGAUCCACAGCUAUUGAUGCAAUAUAUGAUUGAUAUGGAUGCCUAUCAGAAAGAAGAGGAAAAUACAACCCUAACCAAGGGGCAAGUGGAGGACAAUACGUUGGACGUAGAUAGUACAAUGCAUGUGGAAGGACCCAAGAUGGAGGACUAUAAACAACCUGCCAAGGAAAUGUUGGACACUGAGAAGAUGGAUAAAACUGAAAGUAUGAGCAAGAUGGAAAGUUGCCAGCAGGUGUGUGAGACUGGACAGUCAGAGGCUGAGCAUCCUGUGAAAGAACCACAACCUGGACCCAUGGAAUGCAAAGACAGUGCAAUGAAACCAGAAGAUGAAGGUUCUGACAAAGCAGCUAAGAAAGAACCUUCGAUUGUAGAGGGCAGUGAUCAGAAGAGCUCUGAGGAUGCAAACGAUUCUAAGAAUGUGGCAAAUCAAGAGAAAGGAAGAGCUUUGGACAUUCCAAAGAAUCUUUGGGUGAGUGGCCUGUCCUCCACGACAAGAGCAACUGACUUGAAGAACCUCUUCAGUAAAUAUGGCAAGGUGAUUUGUGCCAAAGUAGUAACUGAUGCUCGUAAUCCUGGUGCACGCUGCUAUGGAUUCAUAACCAUGUUGACACCGGAAGAGGCAACAGAAAGCAUCAAUGCCCUGAAUCAGUCUGAACUAAAUGGACAAACUAUCACUGUAGAACUGGCCAAAAGUGAACCUGGAUGUAAGAAGCGUACAGAGCAGAAGGUGGGAAAUGUGAAGAAAGUCUCCAGACAAAGUUCCAGCCGAAGAAGUGAGAAUGAUGGAGAUCAGUCAAGAGAUAAGUCAUCUAUCAAUGGCAAAAAAGAUGAUAGAAAAGGCAGCCAAGGAGAUUCCAAGAAACAGGACGAUGAUAGAAGAAAAGACAGAAGGAGAGAAGGGAAUGCUGGUGGACACAGAUCACACUCAA
Rhincodon typus (whale shark) is the source of this 1027-nucleotide messenger RNA. RefSeq names its product scaffold attachment factor B1-like. Lineage: Eukaryota; Metazoa; Chordata; Chondrichthyes; Orectolobiformes; Rhincodontidae. Gene Ontology annotation, molecular function: sequence-specific DNA binding; RNA binding. The record is from RefSeq and is a predicted model, not a curated record. Gene Ontology annotation, cellular component: nucleus. Gene Ontology annotation, biological process: regulation of transcription by RNA polymerase II; regulation of mRNA processing. The transcript has 7 exons. The annotation marks the transcript as partial.